GGUCGCGCUGGUUUCUUAGCAGCGCUGGUCUCGCCGGUCGCCGGUCGCAGAGGCGGCCGCGGUUGCCCGGAUUGACUGCUGACCCCGCACCCCACGGCCUCCCCCACGUAGACUGUGCCCAGGGCAGCACCAAGAGAGUACAGGGCAGCCUCUCCCAGGGUUGAGCAGAGCCCAUCCAAACGCCAUGGGCAGCGGCGCGUCCACAGAACAGGGCCAGGCGGCCCCGGCCAUCAUCGACGGCGAGGCCGCCAUCCUGGAAAGAGCCGGCGGCGUUUUAUUACCAAGAGACGACCUCUACGAGGCGCUCAAGGCAAAAUUGAAUGGAGCGGACCGGCCCGUCGCCGUCGUGGCACCGUCCGGCAGUGGCAAGUCGACGUUCAUGGCGAAUUGUGUGACACGGUUGCGGGAGGAGUACGAUAUAGUAAGGGCGGUUUUCGUCGGCAGCGCGGGCGGCUCGACGAACCUGGUGAGAGUGUUGAGCGAGUUGUGCGCUUCGUUGGUGCCCGCACGGAAGUCCCGUGAGAGUCUAUCCGACUUGUGUACCUCGGAGAACUCCGUCGAGGAGUUGGCUGAUGAUGUACUUGGCCUGUCUGGGUUGCUCGAGAAAAGACUGCAAGUACUACAGGAGGAGAAGAAGAAGGUCCUCAUCGUUGUGGAUGCGGUCAACGAAUUGGAGGGCGCCGCCGCUCUUUCCUUGGGAUGGCUUCCCAGACGCAGUGGUAUUGUGGUGACGACGAUUCGCGGUGGGGCCAAUUCGAAGGACCCGAACGUGAAAACUGUCUUAGCUGCUCUCAAAAAGCGCUUCGAGAUCACGGAACCCUUGGUCGUGCCUCCUUUAUCUUCUGAUGACCAGAUCUCCUUGUUGACGCAACUCGCGGGUAGAGCACCUACUUCCCAAGAGCAGGAGGCCCUCAAGACGAAGAAGGACGCCGCCUCGCCGCUCUACAUCAAACUGCUCGCUCCAAAACUAGCGCGGGGGUCGCCCGACGGAAGCGCGUUACACCCGCUGCUCGGUGGCAAAUCAUUGAAUCUGACGCCGCCCGCAUCCAGGGAAAAUAAAAGGAGGGGCGGCGGCAAGCUCAGACGUGCGGCUUCGGGUGUGAUAGCAGCAAAUAGAACGAGGAGCCCCGCCAAGAGUACGCGAGGCACGGAUCCUGUAAGUUCAGCACCAGAUACGAUCCAAGCGGUCUUUGAUGAUCUGUUAGUAGGAUUACCGGCCGACGCGGCGAAGAAGAUCCUGACGGCGAUCUAUGUGUCUGGUGGUGGGGUGUGGGCGUCUCAAUUGAGAGAGCUCGCGAGACAUAGUACACUAGAAGGCUGGCUCGGGCCUCUAGUAAGGUGCGGCCCGGACGGCCGUGUCGCCUUCGUGCACCAGCAAGCGCGAGACGCCGUGCAACGGAAGUGGCUGAAGACGCCGGAGGACGUCCAGAAGGCGCAUGGGAUGUUAGCGGCCCACUUCAGUACCUUAUACAAGUUCUCGGACCACGACCGAGAGGCGGAUAAGGCACUGGAGUGCCAGAUCCUGACGCGCCUGCCGCGGCACUUGAUUGGUAGUAAUGAUGCGGAGCGGUUAAAAGAUCCGGCGUUCGGCGAGAGGAAGUGCGCGGCCGGUCUGGUGGGCGACUUAGUCCACGACUUCGCGGACGCGGGCUACGAGGACUUCGCGGAGUGCGUCCGGGCGAACGCCCACGUCCUCGCUGUCGGUCGUUAUGUGCCCGGGCUGUUUGCGCAACAGUUAGCUAAUUCUAGAGACGAUUCUACUAUAGACACGAAGGAAUUGCGGGCUCCCUUCCGCUGGGUCAACAAGGACCAGAAACGACCCGCUUGUUUGGGCAUCAUGUCGUCGCCGGCGACGCAUUACUGGGCCGCGGCCUCGAGCAAGUCAGGCAAAUCAUUAGCGCUAGGCGGUAGUGACAAGUUGAUACAUAUCAUCGACGCCCAGGACCAGUACGAAAAAGCUCUGUUGACUGGACAUCAAGACGACAUCGUUUCUGUCUCAUUCUCGCCGACGGACGAGGCGACGCUAGUAUCUCUAGCUCGAGUCUCGCGCCACGAAAAAGCCGCGUUCGACCUUUUCGUCUGGGACGCCCACGCCGCCACGAAGCUCGCCGCCGCCCAAGGAGCCGGAUCGGCUUCGGAUGCAAGAUGGUCUUCAGAUGGGUUGUACGUCGCCGUCGCGUGUUCUGGCAGAUGUGAGAUCUAUUCAAAUAAAGCUACACUACAAAAAACGUUGAAACUUGACGGCGACGCCGCAGCGUGCUGUUUCAGUCCAACAAAUCAUAAUGGAGACAACCAGUUCGUGGUCUGCGCCGUGAACACGCACAUCCAGGCCAAAUCAUUAACAGGAAAGUAUACGCCUCCGACCUUUGAAGGCCAGCAUCCCGAAAAAGUGAACGACGUGCACUGGGCCUGCGGCUUCGUGGCUACCGCUUGUGAUGAUGGUUCAGUGGUAUUAUUCGACGAGAAGUCGGGCGCGCGGCUCGCGUACAUCGAGGCGCACGAGGACAUUUGUAAGAGCGUGCGCCUGACGAAGAGCCCGGGGGCGGGCAUCCACCUCGUGUCGGGGGGCGAGGACCGAUCAGCACGCUUAUUUAGAUUAAGUGGAGGCAGGUUGAGCGGCGGUAGAUUGAGCCCGGACCAGGCCGUUUUAAGAGGACAUAGUGCAGCGGUGGCGCACGUCGCGCACUUACCCGGUGGAUCUUCUUGCUUAACAACAUCAGAAGACGGGUCUUGCCGCAUCUGGGACUACGCGCGGGCCUUCGGUCAAGAUAAAGCCCCAGGCAGUGACAAGGGUAUUGCUGCUUGCGUUUUUGUGGAAGAGCCCGCGGGGCUGAUCGUCGCGGAUGGUGCUGGGGUACUAAGGUUGUUCGACCCCGACGGCAAAGGAGAAGUGUGGCGUACCGAACCUUUAGAAGCGGAGCAUCGCGCGAUUACGGCCCUCGCCGUGGCCGAGGGCGGGGCUCGGGUCGCGGUGGCCAUGUACAAGCGGGUGCACCUAAGGGAGAUCGCGGGAGGAGCGGAAGCCGCACCACCACUAGUAUUUGACGACUGGGUCAACUGCUGCGCCUUUGUCGGGGGUGGCGCGGUCGCGUUUGCGGGAGAUGCUGCUUCAGUAAAUGUGUGGGAUCGAGGUAAUACGAUAACAAUAACGCAUUCGGAAGCGAAGAAGACCGACAGUGUUCUGGCCAUGGCCUGCCGCAUCACGGGCGACGAGGCCACGAUCGCGACAGGGGACAACGACGGCCGAAUAAAUGUGUGGACGGAAAAGGAAAGAGAAGAUACCUCUGAACGGCGCGAGUUCGAGCAGUACCGCUUUACCAAAAUAGAGGGCUGGGUCGUGUCCAUCUGUUUUUAUGCCCAUGGAUUAGCCGCUUGUACAUCUCUUGGUAGGGUGUGUGUUCUCGAACCUGGGAAAUGUGAGGUCAUCUCCAUGUCCACAUCGUUGGAGUGCGCCAUGGCCUGGGUUGGAAGUGUAGGAGAUCGGUUGGUCACGGCCUGCGAGGCGAAGCUGGUCCAUGCGUGGCGGAGGCAGGGCGAUAGUCUCGAGACGCUGGGUGUGGACGCGUUGUUUCCCGGCGCGGCGCGCUUCGGUUCGCCGGACGGCGUCGGCGGCCAGGGCGCCGUCGCGGGGAAGCGCAUCGCCGUCGGCGACGAAAGUGGAAGGUUGUACGUGCUGGACACGGAGUUUGAACGGAGGGCCUCGUUCGACUCGCCGCCGCGCGACGCGAAGCCGCGGCACAAGUUCGUCCGUACGGAUAGCGGUAGGUUAUUCCUGGAGGAGGAGACGUAAGAUAUUUUUGUUGUAUA
Molecule: messenger RNA, 3807 nt
Organism: Pelagomonas calceolata
Lineage: Eukaryota; Pelagophyceae; Pelagomonadales; Pelagomonadaceae
Source: the annotation of a GenBank genome assembly